AUGCCAGAUAGUAAAGGACGAGAGGAAAGAGGAGGUGGAGGCGGGUGUUUGCAUGGAAAGUGGAGGCUGAGGAAGGAGGCAGGCCGUUCAGCUAUCCCAGCACUUUUCACCAUCACUGAGGAGGAGGAGGGACAGAGACGGAGAAGCUGCAAGAGAAGGAAAAGAGCAUCGUACUCCCAGUAUAAGUCGGAAGAUGGCACAGUGUCUUCAGCCACCCGCCCCGGCUCUGCUGGCUCUGGGCAGACCUACACUCCCAUGACCCCCACACCCACUCCAACCCCUAGUCGCACCACCACCAGCAACAGCCCCAGUAAUAAUGCUGCCAUCAAAGCAGACUCAUUGCUCUUCAACAAAAUUGACGAGAGACUAAGGCUGGCCCGUGAGCGCCGGGAGGAGCAUGAGAAACAGAAUGCUGCCAAGGAGGCCCAGUGGCAGGCCCGUGAGGAACGAGCCAGGCAGCACUAUGAGAAACACCUGGAGGAGAGAAGGAAAAAGCUGGAGGAGCAGCGGGUAAAGGAGGAAAAGAGACGGGCUGCUGUGGAGGAGAAACGACGGCAAAAAAUGGAGGAGGACAGGGUUCGUCACGAGGCAGUGAUGCGCCGGACGCUGGAGAAGAGCCAGAAAACCAGGCAGAAGGCCAACCGCUGGUCUUGGGGAGGAACUCUGCACACAAACACUCCCUGCACACCAGCUGGUUUUGUCGAGUCAGCUUUCCUCUAUCCACUCGACCUUGCUGGACUGGAGCACAUGCAGAGUGCUUUCAGUCUCUACUACAGAUACGGAAUGACGUCCCAAUAUGCUGACAGACGGUCAGUGUCCACAAUGAAUUUAUCCAAGCAUACAGACCCUGUCAUUACCAAGCGCCUCUCUUCCUCCUCUGCCACACUUCUGCACUCACCAGACCGAGGCUUACAGAUGCGAACAGCCUCCACCCCUGUCAUAAGCAAAGCUCAGUCCAAACCCCGCCUACAUCAGGGAAAGACCAUCCAACAGAAAAACACAGGACUGCGCCGGCUUCCACUGACGCCAUGGGAGAGCAAUGUGGUGAACCGCCUGCAGCAGCCAACACACUCCUACCUGGCCCGCAGCCGCAGUGCAGUGAGUCUGUCAGGAGAGCAAUCAGCCAUGCCUGUGUGUCCUCGCUCAGUGUCCUGCCACCCCAUGGGCUCAAUGUCCUUCAAGGCCCUGCAGGCACAGCCACUGCCUCACUGUCGCAGCCAGGAGAGGAGCCUCAGCAGGGACACGGCUUCCUCGUCUUCCAACACCCCACGUAGGAGGACAACUGGAACAAUACAGCGGCAAAAAGACCGUGACAAUGUCAGGAAGUCAUGGAGCAACCUGACACUUCCACUUGCUCCUGUUCUGACAUUGCCCCCAAGCAAGCGCUCCUCUUCCCCUCCCAAGAAGAACAGUAAAGUCACAGCACCCUCUCCUGGCAGACCUCCGCAGAAGGCACUGGGGCGCCCCCCAACCCCCAAGUUACUAAAGUCUCCAGGGACCGAAGACCCAGGAAACCUUCGUCCUAUCAGGAUCACACCUGAGAGUUCGCAUUCUUCAACGCCCACCAGAGGCCAAGGGGAGGAGGAUGAGCAGGUCCUCAGCCCUCCUCAGCCUCGACCUCAGCCACUGGGUCAGAACAAGACCUCAAAUGAGAAAGCAGCAGCAAUACCCGCAGCAGCCAGUGAGAGCAUAAGCAGUCCACCAGCCCACAAGCCUUCAGCGGGCACUACAGAUCCAGAGGAGGCGAGUCGUAUCCUGGCAGAGAAACGACGGCUGGCCCGCGAGCAGAAAGAGAGGGAGGAAGAGGAGCGUAGGCAACAAGAGGAGCAGGCAAGAUUAGCGAAGGAGGAGUUGGCUCGCCGGAAGGCGGAAGAGAGAGCAAGGAGAGAAGAGGAGGCUCGGCGCCAGGCCGAGGAGAAGAGGAGGAAGGAGGAGGAAGAGGAGAGAAAGGCAGAGGAAGAGAGACUUCAGAAAGAGAGAGAGGAGGCAGAGAGACUACAGAAACAGAAAGAGGAGGAAGAGGCUCGACAGAGAGAGGAGGUGGAGCGGCUGAGGCAGGAGAGAGAGAGGCACUUCCAGAAAGAGGAGGCUGAACGCCUGGAAAGAAAGAAGCGUCUUGAGGAGAUCAUGAAGAGAACACGGCGUUCAGACCAAACAGAAAAGAAAGUCAGAAAUGGAAAAAAUGCAGUGAGCCCGGCCUCUCCUGCGCCAUCUGCAGUGACCGAGAUGCUGACACACAAUAGUAACGGCAGCUUAAGCCAACCAGAUCCUGCCCCAAAGCCCAGCACUGCAGCACUGAGCCAUCCUGACCAGAGGGAGAACGGGGAGUUUGAAGAGGUGCUUGUACUGCCUUCACAUUCCAGGUUGUCUCCUCCUGAAGGAGAGGAGCAGCAGCAGGAGGAGAGAGCUCCUGUAGUAGCCUUCUCAGAGAAUGGACUAUUAAAACCUCUGAGCCGAGUAGAGGAUCUAUCAGCCCAGCAGGGACCAGAUGUUGCCUGAUGUGUGAUGAUUCCACACACAGACAGGAAGAAAGGUCAGAGGGGUGGAGAAACGCAGAGCUGUUGGACUAAAUCAGUAGGAUGUCUCUCAGCACCAGAUUCUUAAUUUCUCCCUCUCCCAUGACAGACGAGUACUACUCCCUCAGCUGGGGUCUCCAAACAUCUUGCAAAGGCAUCACUCUUCCCUCAUCGUGAUCUCUGUGGGGGCGAAGCUCGUCUCUGUAUCUGACCAUGACCACACCUGGUCAUCAUGUUUGUUCUGCCUAUAGCCACAGGUAUCACUGAUUAAGUGAAUGUCCUGAAAUCACAGGAGGGCAGUGAGUGCAUAGUCUUACGAUGUAUGUGUGUGUGUGUGUGUGUGUGUGUGUGUGUGUGUGUGUGAGAGAGAGAGAAUGAUACAAAAAAAACUUUAAAAACCAAGAUCAGCUGUGAUACUUGAACUUUGUUUUUCUGUAGACAGAUUGUAAUCAGAUUGACAGAAUCCACAAUAUGACUUUAGCUCAGGCCCUGAUUUAGCUUCAAUAAUGGAUUUUUCUCUUUAACUGGAACUUCUUUAUUCUCAUGAGUCAGCAUUUCUACUGAAAUGUGAGAGAUAAAGUGGGCUACCAGAUUGAUAUCACUGCAUGAAGUUGUAUUAAGAUUACUGGAAAAAGUUAUGUAAUAUACUCUGCUGUGUCUACAGUGUUUAGGUUAUUACUGGGGUGGGAAAGGUGCUGGAGUAUUACGACUUUAGGUUUAAUAAUAAUAAUGACAAAAUCAAAAUGCUGUCUUCUGAAAACUGAGAAUUAAGGUAUAAACUUCUGACUUUGUCUUUAAUUGCUGUACAGAUAAAAUUAUUUUUUGUCCUUGUCUUUAUGUUCAAAUUUCCAAAAACAUGCUUCAGUAUAAACUUCUGCCCUUUCAUUCAUUCAUGCAUUUUUAACUGUUAAAGCUGCACUCUAAUCUACAUCCUGUCACCGCCUAUCUCAUUUUUUUUUGGGGGGGGGGGGGCAAAGCAAAUCCAAAAUGGAUUAAAUUUCAUGUUAUAAUCUGAUUUAUUUUUAAGGGUUUUGAGAUAUGCUGCUAAUUUUGACAUUCCUGGGCCUUAAUGCAGUGUAGGAAUGGUGUGGCUUUGUGUCAUGAGCUCCAUUGUUCUGGCCAUAGUCUCCAGUAGAUUUUCUUGAAUUGAGUUUGGUCAAAUAUGUGUAAAAGCUCUAAUGUGACACUAUUGAUACUUCAAACUGCUUUUCAUUAUGGCCAUUACACUCAGCUCCUACAAUCUUUUGCAUUUGGUUCUCAGACUCUUGGACUUCAUUUUUGUUGCAUAGAUCUAACAAUACCACUUGUCUUGUCUUGGUUAUGUACUGCAGGAUACUGACAGCAGUACAUGGCACUCUUAUCAAUAUAGUCAAGUUAUAAACUUGAUCCUAUAAAUUAUGUAUUAAAAAAAUGUAUAUUUUAUUACUACCACAGAGGACUGAAUCAAGCCCUCUACUUCAGAGGGAGCACAGAACGGGCGCUCUGAACCACUGGAAAACUGAAAUCUCUCUACAACUGCUGCAGCUGUACUGCUUGUCAAGUCAAUAAACCUUUUUGAACUGUU
Molecule: messenger RNA, 4080 nt
Organism: Archocentrus centrarchus (flier cichlid)
Lineage: Eukaryota; Metazoa; Chordata; Actinopteri; Cichliformes; Cichlidae
Gene: map7b
Product: microtubule-associated protein 7b
Biological process (GO): microtubule cytoskeleton organization
Cellular component (GO): microtubule cytoskeleton
Source: RefSeq, a predicted model, not a curated record